This is a messenger RNA of Pseudomassariella vexata, 1980 nucleotides long. RefSeq lists its product as uncharacterized. Gene Ontology annotation, cellular component: cell surface; fungal-type cell wall. NCBI's taxonomy places the organism in Eukaryota, Fungi, Ascomycota, Sordariomycetes, Amphisphaeriales, Pseudomassariaceae. The record is from RefSeq and is a predicted model, not a curated record. Bases 217 to 1515 code for a protein of 432 amino acids. Gene Ontology annotation, biological process: fungal-type cell wall organization. The transcript is spliced from 2 exons.
GCUUCACUGUUUACUUAUAUUGGGAAGGUUUUCGGGGGAAGGGAUUCUUUUUAUGAGAGACGGGGGGUUUUUCAAUUUCAAUGUUUGGCGCAUCAUCUUGGGCGUAGCACUGUUGCACACCCGUGCCUAGUCGCACUUCAAGAUGCCAUCGUCGUUUUCAAUGAGCUCGCUAACGUUUCACCUGCUAGAUCGAAUUGAUAGUCAAAUCUGAUUACGAUGAAGAUUACGAUCCUUAACCUCGCCUUCGCGGCGUCCCUGGCUGUUGCCCAACCGCACAACCACGGCCAUGGGCACUUCCACCAGAAGAAGCGUGGAGAUUCAGCCGUUGACAAGCGCGGCGACGUAGUCGUGGACUACGUUCCCGCGUACGCCACUGUCUACAAGAUUGGAGACGAGGAAGUCACUCCCGAAGAGGCAAAGGCCGGCUUGGAUAACGGUCUCUACAUUGUUGUUGGCGAGACCACCCCGACCUACUCUGCUCCCAGUGCGCCCUCGAUCACGCCCACCAGCUCCCCCGAAUAUGCAGCUCAGUUCAUUGAGAAGACUUCCACUACUACCUCCUCGUCGACUACAUCCUCCACCCCGGUCCCCAGCACCACAUCCACCACCUCCAGUGUUGCUCCUGCCACCACCAGCCAAGCGAGCAGUGGCGGCUCUUCUGGCACGACCGGCAUCGACGCCGAAUUCCCCAGCGGAGAGAUUGAUUGCGACACCUUCCCAUCUGACUACGGCGCGUAUGCUCUCGACUGGCUGGAUACUGCUGGCUGGGCUAGUCUUCAGUACACGCCCAACUACUCCAUUGGCGACGCCGCAAUCAGCUACAUUGUUUCUGGCGUUACUGGCGACAAGUGCAAGAAGAAGGGCUUCUGCUCUUACGCUUGCCCUCCUGGCUACAUGAAGUCGCAGUGGCCCGAGGACUCCCAGGGCCUUACUGGCCAGUCCAUUGGAGGCCUUUACUGCAACGCCGACGGCAAGCUCGAGCUUACGCGCCCCAAGGUCAAGCAGCUGUGCAUUGAGGGUGUUGGAGGCGUGACUAUCGUCAACAAACUUUCUAAGGGCGCUGCCGUCUGCCGUACCGAUUACCCUGGUCUCGAGAACAUGGUCAUUCCAUUGGACACCCAGCCCGGUAACACGUACACCCUGGCCAAUGUCGACUCGUCAACCUACUACGAAUGGGAAGGCAUGGCCACCACUUUCCAGUACUACGUCAACCCCCAGGGUAUCUCGGUCGAGGAUGCCUGCGUGUGGACUAGCCCCGUCAAGCCUCUUGCGGCCGGUAAUUGGGCCCCGACCAUCAUUGGCGUCGGCAGAGACUCAACCGGCACGACUUACCUCUCUAUCUUCCCCAACUCGCCCACCAGUGUCGCCACUUUGGAUUUCGACAUCGAGAUCAGCGGUGACUUCUCUGGCUCGUGCUCGCUCAAGUCAGGGACGUACGAAGGCUCAGACUCCGGUUGCACGAUUGGCAUUCCGGAGGGCGGCAACGCUGUGCUCACAUUUGUGGACAGCUCGUAAAGAUCUACAUGAGAACGAUUGAUUUCCCAUUGCGUCUUGGUUUUAUAUUGCUUUCUAGUGGAUACCUCUUACCAUCUGCCUCUUUGCAACGCCAUAUCACGAGGUCACUUGUCACGGAGAUGGCAUAGCGAAUCUAAUAUUUAUUGUGCAUAAUUUGGGCGUCGCUAACGAGUAGCUCUCGGUAGUGGAAGGAGUGGAGUCGCCCGGGGUUGUUGGGAUUCCAAGCCGAUGUUGUUAUACCAGUGGUGUUCUUUUUCGACAGUUGCAGGGCAGUGGUUCCCUAGUUGGAUUCUAUCCGUUCUUGGUUCGGGGUGGGCGAGAACGGAGACUGGUCGAGUCUCCACUCGACGGGCCUAAGCAUGCUUCCUGGAGCGAUGCUUGCAAAUAAUACCUUGGUCGGGUCGUUUAGUGAAGAGGCACGCACUUGUAUACUCGCAGACCAACCAGUUGGCGUAUACCAGUCUG